Messenger RNA from Emys orbicularis (European pond turtle), 1944 nucleotides. It is a transcript of the gene ACSBG1, whose product is annotated as acyl-CoA synthetase bubblegum family member 1. The record is from RefSeq and is a predicted model, not a curated record. The transcript has 13 exons. Gene Ontology annotation, molecular function: long-chain fatty acid-CoA ligase activity. Lineage: Eukaryota; Metazoa; Chordata; Testudines; Emydidae. Gene Ontology annotation, cellular component: membrane; endoplasmic reticulum. Bases 100 to 1944 code for a protein of 614 amino acids.
GCCCAACCAGCCUCUCCUUUAUGGACUACAUUUGCUGAUAGUGUGGUCAAGCUCAGAAUAGAUCAAUCAUGUUCACAAACUCCAAUAACAGUUCAUCAGAUGUUCAAAGAGACUGUGGAUAAAUAUGGGCCUCUCAAUGCUAUGGCCAGCAAAAAGAAUGGAAAAUGGGAAAAAGUCACAUUUGCAGAAUAUUACAAUCUUUCCUGGAAAGCAGCCAAAAGCUUUUUGAAGCUUGGUCUUGAACGAUUCCACAGCGUAGCAAUACUUGGAUUUAACUCUCCAGAAUGGUUCGUUUCAGCUGUUGGGGCUAUUUUUGCUGGAGGAAUUGUCACAGGCAUCUAUACAACCAACUCUCCCGAGGCCUGUCACUACAUUGCUUAUGACUGCAAAGCCAAUAUCAUUGUGGUAGAAAAUCAAAAACAAUUGGACAAGAUAAUGCAGAUCUGGAGUCAUCUACCGUGCUUGAAAGCAGUUGUGCUAUACAAUGACUCUUUGCCAGAGAGACAUCCCAAUUUAUAUACGAUGGAAGAAUUUAUGGAGUUGGGAAAUGAGAUACCAGAUGCUACACUCAAUGACAUUAUUAGCUCUCAAAAGCCAAAUCAAUGUUGUGUGCUAGUGUACACUUCUGGAACAACCGGGAAGCCAAAAGGAGCCAUGCUGAGUCAUGACAAUAUAACCUGGACAGCAGCACAUGCCAGCAGAGCAGGGGAUAUGCAACCAGCAGAAAUCCAACAGGAGAUCAUAGUCAGUUACCUCCCGCUCAGCCACAUAGCUGCUCAGAUAUAUGACCUCUGGACUGGAAUCAAGUGGGGAGAGCAAAUUUACUUUGCUGAGCCAGAUGCUUUAAAGGGCAGCUUGGUCAAUACACUGAAAGAAGCACAGCCAACAUCUCAUAUGGGAGUUCCACGAGUAUGGGAGAAAAUCAUGGAGAAAUUAAAGGACACGUCUGCACAGUCAGGAUUUAUGAAAAAGAAAGUGUUAUCAUGGGCCAUGUCCAUUAGCUUAGAGAGGAACCUAAACUGCUCAGGAAGUGACUUGAAGCCCUUUCGAACAAGAUUAGCAGACUACUUAGUACUUGCAAAAAUCCGCAGUGCUCUGGGAUUUUCCCACUGUCAGAAGCAUUUCUCUGGUGCUGCUCCUCUCACUACAGAAACUCUGGAUUUCUUCUUGAGUCUGAACAUCCCCUUGUACCAGGCGUAUGGGAUGAGCGAGACCACAGGCCCGCACUGCAUGUCUGGGCCAUAUGUUUACAGACGUCGCAGCUGUGGCAAAGCAGUGCCUGGCUGCAAGGUGAAACUGGUGAAUGAGGAUGCAGAUGGCAAUGGAGAAAUUUGUUUCUGGGGAAGAACUGUUUUCAUGGGUUAUUUAAAUAUGGAGGAUAAAACAAAAGAAGCCAUUGAUGAUGAUGGGUGGUUGCAUUCUGGAGACAUAGGAAGACUAGACAAGGACGGCUUCCUCUAUGUUACUGGAAGAAUUAAAGAGUUAAUUAUUACAGCUGGAGGUGAAAAUGUGCCUCCGAUCCCAAUUGAAGAUGAGGUCAAAAAGGAACUGCCCAUUGUUAGCAAUGCUAUGUUGAUUGGAGAUCAAAAGAAGUUCUUAUCAAUGUUGCUGACCUUAAAGAGUACUCUGGACCCAGAUACAUCCGAUCCUACUGACAAUCUGAGUGAGCAAGCCAGAGAAUUCUGCCAGAAAAUUGGCAGCAAAGCCACUAAAGUGUCAGAGAUUGUGGCAACAAGAGAUCAGGCUGUUUACCAGGCCAUUCAAGAAGGAAUCGAUAGAGUCAACAUGAAGUCCACGGCCAGUGUUCAGCAUAUUCAGAAAUGGACAGUCCUGGAAAGAGAUUUCUCCAUUUCUGGUGGAGAAUUUGGUCCUACAAUGAAAUUAAAACGACCUGCUGUGCUUGAAAAAUACAAAGAUGAAAUUAAUUCAUUUUACAAAGAAUAA